AUGGCUUUAAUGCUUCCUGAGAAGUUUCAGCACAUUCUUCGUGUAAUGAACACCAACAUCGACGGUCAACGGAAGAUCACCUACGCUCUUACUGCAAUUAAGGGUGUCGGCCGCCGCUAUGCUACUGUUGUAUGCAAAAAGGCUGACAUCGACGUCCGGAAGCGAGCUGGUGAAUUAAGCGAGGAUGAGAUUGAGAAAAUUGUAACGGUGAUGGGCAACCCACGCCAAUAUAAGAUUCCAGAUUGGUUUCUUAACCGGCAGAAGGAUAUUGAGGAUGGAAAACACACACAACUUCUCGCUCAAGGUUUGGAUAGUAAACUUCGUGAGGAUCUGGAGAGACUGAAAAAGAUUCGUGCUCAUCGUGGUCUUCGGCACUACUGGGGCCUUCGUGUGCGUGGACAACACACCAAGACGACUGGUCGUCGUGGUCGCACUGUCGGUGUAUCUAAGAAGAAGUAG
Hydatigera taeniaeformis is the source of this 459-nucleotide messenger RNA. Lineage: Eukaryota; Metazoa; Platyhelminthes; Cestoda; Cyclophyllidea; Taeniidae. The record is from the annotation of a GenBank genome assembly.